AUGGCGCACCCAACAGCCGCGGCACAACUGGCCUUGGGCACGGCGACCGAGUCCGAGGCGACGGCGACCCCUCCUCCCGAGCAGCUUCACAUUGACGAAAUCAACCGCGAUGGAAGAAACAUUGGUGUCGUGCGAGACGAGAACAGGAACAUUGUCUACCCGUCCUUUGUACCACCCGAGAUCGACUCGCCGAAUGCUCGAUCACCCCAGUCCACAACCGCGCCUACAGUUCCCAAAAUACCACCAAAGCAUGAACGGGCUACAAAGACCGAGUCGGCCCCAAAUGGCCCUGGCCAUCUCGAGGUUCCCGGCACGUCGAACCCUCAGGAGCGCCCUCCCAUAGACAAGAAGUGGAGGACCGAGGCGCCUGAACGAAAAGCUGGCCAGAGCGGCGCGGCGCGGCGGAAUAUUCCCAAGCGAUCCGGAACCUCAUACCUCGAUAGGGCACUCUGGGAGGCUGACAGGGGAGAUUCGAGUUCGAGCUCAAGCUCCAGCGACUCCUCCGAUGACGAGAAUGCCCAAGACACCAAGACUCCGGCCGAGAGGAAGAGGGCACAAGAUAAAGCCAAUGCGAGGCGGCAAAGAGAGAUUGCAGAGCGCUACCGCCGCUUCCACGUCGGCAACGACAACUACAACACCAAGGGCAAGGUGAAGAAGGACGGCCGUCUGCGCAUCUCGGUCAAGGAGACGGCCAAUACCGGCUACUUGGCCAAGGCGUUGGGGCAGGCCGUCAAGAAGGUGGUGCCGGUGCCCGAAGGCGAGGAGCAGGGCGAGGAUGCGCAGCGACCGCCCGUGUCACGCCUCUCCUCCGCUACCACGGCCACUGCCGACCGCGAACCGAAGCCGCGCCUGAAUAUUGUCAUCAUGGUCAUUGGCUCCCGUGGUGACGCGCAGCCGUUCCUCAAGAUAGGCAAGAUUUUGAAGGAAGACUAUGGGCAUCGCGUCCGUAUUGCGACGCACCCCGCCUUUCGCGAGUUCGUCGAAAAGGACUCUGGUCUGGAGUUCUUCUCGGUCGGCGGCGACCCCUCCGAGCUGAUGGCCUUCAUGGUCAAGAAUCCGGGCAUGAUUCCGACUCUGGAUGCUGUCAAGGCUGGAGACAUUGGACGACGACGAUCGGCCAUGGCGGAAAUGUUCGACGGCUUCUGGAGAGCUUGCAUCAAUGCCACCGAUGAUGAGAAGGAUGUCCACAACCUUAAGAUGAUGGGUGAGAAGGAUCCCUUCAUCGCCGACGCCAUUAUUGCCAACCCUCCAAGCUUCGCCCACAUUCACUGUGCAGAAGCCCUCGGGAUCCCCUUGCAUCUCAUGUUUACGUUUCCCUACACUCCGACGCAGGCUUUCCCUCACCCCCUGGCCAGCAUCAAGAAAUCAAACGUGGACCCCGGGUACACCAACUUCAUCUCAUACCCCCUGGUCGAGAUGAUGGUUUGGCAGGGUCUGGGCGAUUUGGUCAAUGACUUCCGCGUCAAGACCCUUGGACUGGACGCCGUCUCAACGCUCUGGGCUCCUGGUGCGACCUAUCGUCUGCACGUGCCCUUUACCUACCUCUGGAGUCCUGGUCUCGUCCCUAAGCCUCAAGAUUGGGGCGAAGAAAUCGACGUCUCUGGAUUCGUCUUCCUCGAUCUGGCUUCGACGUUUGAUCCACCCAGCGACUUGGAGAAGUUCCUGGAUGCUGGGGAGCCGCCUAUCUACAUUGGUUUCGGCUCGAUUGUCGUCGAUGAUGCGGAUCGUUUUACUCAGAUGAUCUUUGAGGCUGUUGAACUUGCCGGAGUCCGCGCACUCGUCUCGAAGGGUUGGGGUGGCUUGGGAGGUGACGAAAUGGAUGUUCCCGAUAAUAUCUUCAUGCUGGAGAACACGCCCCACGACUGGCUUUUCCCCCGAGUCAAGGCAUGCGUCAUCCACGGCGGAGCCGGAACCACCGCAAUUGCUCUCAAGUGCGGUCUGCCGACCAUGAUUGUGCCGUUCUUCGGCGACCAGCAUUUCUGGGGAAGUAUCCUCGCAACGAGUAAAGCCGGACCCGAGGCCGUGCCCUACAAGCAACUCGACGCAGAGAAGCUCGCCGAGGGCAUCAAGUACUGCCUCACAGACGAGGCAAAAGAAGCGGCCGCCAAGGUCGCCAAAGACAUUGAAUUGGAAGGCGAUGGCGCCAAGAAUGCAGUGCGGUCAUUCCACCACCACCUGACUCUGGGAGGCAUGAACUCGAUGCGCUGCUCUAUUCUGCGCGAUCGCCCGGCAGUCUGGACGCUAAAGAAUACCAAUGUCAAACUGAGUGCCCUCGCCGCCGACAUCAUUGUCGAGGAAGGACAACUUUCGUGGAAGAAGCUCAGAUUGCUGCGGCACACGGAAUGGAACGAUUUCGAGGGCCCUGGAGAGCCGGUGACUGGUAUCGCAGGCUCUCUCGCCGGGACGAUGGGCAACGUCUUUGGUGGUAUCGGCAGUGUUCCUUACAGAAUUGCCAAGACGUCACACAAGCGCAAGGAGAAGAAGGACAAGAAGAAGAAGUUGAGGGCCCUCCGAGACAAGCGCACGAGUGCCAAGGAACGCAAGGCCGCGGCCAACAGCAAUGGCGCGCUACAACCGCAGGAGGGCGACGAAGACAAUACCAAGAAGGAGGGGGAUAAGGCGAAAGUAAAGGGCGGAGAUGACAGCAAAUCGCAUAAGAAAGAAGACGAGGGCAAAGCCAAGGAGGGAGAUGAAGAGAAAGAUGGGAAGCAAGACAACAAGAAGGGAGAGCAAUCCCAAGCCAUUGGAAACGCUUCUUCUGCCAGACCUGGUGCGCAAGAACGGCGCGAUACCAUGUCAUCGAUCGAUACUGGAACUACCGUCGACGACGCCGUUGGAGACUACGCCAAUGAGGUCGGUGAGGGCGUUGGCAAAUCGGCACAAGCCCUGGCCAGGGCACCGGUAGACCUAUCCAUGGCCAUCGCUCAAGGAUUCCACAACGCUCCUCGGCUGUAUGGCGACGAUACUGUUCGACGACCGCCGCGUGUAACCGGCAUCAGCUCUGGGUUGAAGGCGGCCGGCAAGGAAUUCGCGUACGGCAUCUACGACGGCACGACCGGCCUCGUUCGACUACCCGUCCGGGGUGCCAAGAAGGAGGGCGUCAAGGGCUUCGUCAAGGGAACA
Molecule: messenger RNA, 3123 nt
Organism: Colletotrichum acutatum
Lineage: Eukaryota; Fungi; Ascomycota; Sordariomycetes; Glomerellales; Glomerellaceae
Product: family 28 glycosyltransferase
Exons: 1
Biological process (GO): carbohydrate metabolic process
Molecular function (GO): hexosyltransferase activity; UDP-glycosyltransferase activity
Source: RefSeq, a predicted model, not a curated record